AUGGCGGCUUCUGAGAGUCGGAAAGGUGCUUCGUCUUCUUCUUCUGACCCUCCACAGCCGCCGCCGAGGACUUACGGAAUCACGAAGCCGAUUUUUCUCUCCGGGCCGUCCAAGUCUGAUCUUCACCGAAAUGUCGAACUCGAAAAGUUCUUGGUUGAUUCGGGGCUUUAUGAGAGCAAAGAGGAGACUGCGAAAAGAGAAGAGGUUCUCGGCCGCAUUGGCCAGAUUGUGAAAGACUGGGUGAAGCAAUUGACACGCCAGAGAGGCUACAGUGAUCAGAUGGUGGAGGAUGCAAAUGCUGUCAUUUUCACUUUUGGAUCAUAUCGACUUGGGGUUCAUGGGCCUGGAGCUGAUAUAGAUACUCUCUGUGUUGGGCCGACAUAUGUGAAUCGAGAGGAGGAUUUUUUCAUUAUUUUGCAUGACAUCCUGUGUGAAAUGGAAGAGGUGACAGAACUUCAACGAGUUCCUAAUGCUCAUGUCCCAGUCAUGAAAUUCAAGUUUCAGGGCAUAUCAAUUGAUCUUUUAUAUGCAAGCAUAUCUCUCUUGGUUGUCCCGGAGGAUCUGGACAUCUCAGAUGAAUCUGUGCUAUAUGAUGUUGACGAGCAAACAGUUCGAAGUUUGAAUGGCUGCAGGGUUGCAGAUCAAAUUCUUAAGCUUGUUCCAAAUGUUGAGCACUUCCGCACGACACUCAGGUGUUUAAAAUUCUGGGGCAAAAGGCGCGGUGUUUAUUCUAAUGUUACUGGAUUCCUUGGUGGUGUAAAUUGGGCUAUCUUAGUUGCUCGGAUAUGUCAGCUUUAUCCCAAUGCAAAUCCUAGUAUGUUGGUUUCUCGAUUCUUCAGAGUGUAUACUCAGUGGCGUUGGCCAAAUCCUGUACUUCUUUGUUCAAUAGAAGAGAACGAACUUGGGUUACCUAUAUGGGAUCCUCGUAAAAACCCUCAGGAUCGCUUUCAUCAUAUGCCAAUAAUAACUCCUGCCUACCCAUGUAUGAACUCUAGUUACAAUGUCUCAGUAAGUACUCUACGUGUUAUAACAGAGCAGUUCCACCAUGGUAAUAGGAUAUGUGAGGAGAUUGAGCUGAAGAAAAGCCAGUGGAGCGCUCUUUUUGAACCUUAUAUUUUCUUCGAGGCAUACAAAAACUAUCUACAGGUGGAUAUUGUAGCAGCCGAUGAUGAUGAUUUGUUGGCAUGGAAGGGGUGGGUGGAAUCUCGUCUUAGACAGCUCACCUUGAAGAUUGAGCGAGACACAAAUGGAAUGCUUCAGUGCCAUCCAUAUCCAAAAGAGUAUAUAGACGCAUCCAAGCCAUGUGCACAUUGUGCUUUCUUUAUGGGUUUGCAGAGGAAAGAAGGAGUAAAGGGUCAAGAAGGUCAGCAAUUUGAUAUACGUGGAACAGUUGAUGAGUUCAGGCUUGAUGUAAACAUGUAUGAUUUUUGGAAACAUGGGAUGGAUAUGUAUGUUUGUCAUGUUCGCCGGAAGCAGCUUCCUUCCUUUGUCUUCCCCGAUGGGUAUAAACGGCCUCGAUUAUCAAGACAUGGUAGCCAGCAAGAUGAAGGUACUUAUGAAGAACGUUGUGGGUCUAAUGAAAGACGUAUCAGGAGGAAAAGUAAUCCUAUAGAGGAUACGAGGCCAACUGAACUAGGAAAGCAGACCUCUAUUAGCCCACUACGGGUGGAGUCUGUAUCCCCAGAAAGUAUUGCAGGUAGAUCUGGUGGAACACGUAAUACUAGCUUGAGUAAUGGUAGUAGGUUAGAGGGUCCACCAACUGGAGUUGCAGACAUCAAUUCUGGUGGACAAUUGGAGAGUGUAAAGGGUACCAUCGUACCUGUGGGGUCAGUUGAAAAUGUUGUGCGGGAGUCCAUUGCUGAAAAUGAGUCAACAGCUAUAUGUGCUUCUGAAUUCCCUAGCGUGUGGAAUGGGGUAAAGCCUUCACAACAGGGUAAGGAGUUGGUACAUCCAUCUGCUGUAUCUUUCUCGGAAUCCAAGGAAACAUGCGAGAUUGAAAUAAAUGGGGACAGAGUUGGAAAUGUGGUUUUGGUGGACAUGAAGAAUAUGGGGACCAAUUCUACUGGUAGUAUUCUGAAUUGGACCGAGGGUGUCAUUGAUGUUGACCAAGAAAUAGUCAAACCAUGCAGUCAGAUUAUGGGUGGGGACAAUGCUGAAGGUGUAUUAGGAACAACUUCCAGCAAUCGGAACCUCAAUUGCGAGGAUGAUGUUCUUUCGUCAGGAGUGGAGUUUUUUUGGAAAAGUGGCACCUGAAGUCUGCAAGGCGUACUUUAAAACGCCUGAUCAGAAGAGCUGGAGGUUUUGAACAUAAACUCUUCUAUAUAUACUUUGUUCUCUCUUGUUUGCUUCUCUACUUCUCUCUUACUCUCGCACAUAAUCUUUUGUUUUGUUUUUUCCUAUUCUCUCUUUUUGCGUUAACUGCUUGGCCAAACUCUUUUCCUUCACAUGCUAAUAUAUAUUUUUUUUCCUGUUUAUAUUAGAUUCAGAUAUUUGAUAAUGAUUUUUUUUCCUUUUUCUUUAUUUCCCCCCACUGAACAGACAAUGUGUUUACUGGUGCAUAUUGUGGUGGCAGGUCCUGCACCACUAUAAGCGCUUUGUUUCCAGUAACUAUGCUUAGACCUUACUAUCUUUCAUAUCUCAUUCAUUUUCCAUUUUAUUUCCAUCUCUUCUACACAGUAGAUCUUGGGAACCUGAGCUUUUCUAAUCCUUGAUUUUCUGUUGUAUAGCCUCUAAUUGCAAAUGCUGUCAAUUUGGAAGCUGGCGCUAGGUCAGAAUCUAUGCAAUAGCCAACAAUAUGGCCUGCUUUGAAACUCUUUAUUCUAUUAAGCAAAUCAUUAUAUCUUUAUUCUGUUCUGUUUUUGUUGUGUGGCCUUUCUGUAACAGGUUUAAUCUGAAAUCAAAGGAAUGACAUAGACGAGGCGAGUUGUUGAAGACGGAAUCUCACUGCUAUUAGAAAAAGAGCCAGCACAAUGGUAAGUGCCGCAUAACUGCUGGCUUUCAUUAUGGCCUAGGUGGGCACAUGUGAAAUGUCAAGCCUAUUGCCUGGGAAGGUUCAGCAAUGCAAAUCGCACAGCGGGGUGAUCAAGUGCCUUGGAAUUUUGAAGCUGGUGGCGAGACAUUGUGCACCAUGAAUUUCAGUGAGUAUGUUGGUGCUUUGGAAACUUAAGGACCUUAUGUGAGGCAACUUGGUCAGGGUGGGAAGGAAGGUCUGCUGCUCGGCCUUGAUCAAAGCUUUUUCUGGGAAAGAGGUUCCCACAAGACUCAUAAGGACCCUGUUACGAGGUAACUCAAUGGUGUGGGGAAGGUAGUUCUACAGCUCUGUCUGCGUAUGGACGUCUUCGGGCAAAUAGGUUCUACAAAAAUUUGGGGUGCGAGCGGUUACUUUCUCAUUUUCCCCAUGUAUAGCACUCUCCUAACUUAUUUACUUUGUAGUUUGUACACCCAAACCUUUGUUAUACAGUUUAUUAUACAAGUUAACUUUUGCCA
Fragaria vesca subsp. vesca is the source of this 3486-nucleotide messenger RNA. Its product is annotated as poly(A) polymerase-like. Bases 1 to 2253 code for a protein of 750 amino acids. NCBI's taxonomy places the organism in Eukaryota, Viridiplantae, Streptophyta, Magnoliopsida, Rosales, Rosaceae. The record is from RefSeq and is a predicted model, not a curated record. The transcript is spliced from 11 exons. Gene Ontology annotation, molecular function: poly(A) RNA polymerase activity; RNA binding. Gene Ontology annotation, cellular component: nucleus.